AUGUACUGGCACAUGUGGAACGCUAAGCCCAACGUUGUGAGCCCUCGUGGCAAGUGCGACAGAGUACCAGUGGCUAACAGUAGCGUGGUUGGUGCCGGGUUACAGUCUGACCUUCAAAGAUAUCCUUUUGCCUUGUUCCAGCGCUAUUUCCUCUUCCAGAAGGAGACCUACCUCAUUCAUCUCUACAAUGUGUUCACAGGACUCUCAAUUGCUUACUUCAAUUUUGGGAUGCAGUUCUUUCAUUCCCUGCUAUGUGUCCUAAUCCAGUUCCUCAUACUGAGACUAAUGGGUCGCACAAUCACUGCCGUCUUCACCACAUUCUUCUUUCAGAUGACAUACCUUAUGGCUGGAUAUUACUUCACAGCCACAGAGCAUUAUGACAUCAAGUGGACAAUGCCACAUUGUGUCUUGACCCUCAAGUUGAUUGGUCUGGUCAUCGAUUACUAUGAUGGAGGAAAAGAUCCGGAGUUCCUGACCCCUGAGCAGCGGCGAUUUGCUGUCCGGGGAGUUCCUACCUUGCUGGAGGUCUCAGGAUUCUCCUAUUUCUAUGGUGCCUUCAUGGUGGGGCCUCAGUUCUCCAUGACAGACUAUCAGAAACUGGCAAGGGGAGAGAUGACUGACGUUCAAGGCCAGAGACCCAAUAGUUUUGUGCCUGCUCUCAAGCGCCUGAGUUUGGGUCUCUUGUUUCUAGUAACCUAUACCUUGUCAAGCCUGUACAUCUCUGAUGAAUACCUCAUCUCAGAUGAGUAUAUGGAGAAGCCUUUCUGGUUCCGUUGUGGUUACAUAUUGAUCUGGGGCAAAAUUAUACUCUACAAAUACGUAACCUGCUGGCUUGUUACGGAAGGUGUCUGCAUCCUUGUUGGUCUGGGGUACAAUGGGGAAGACAAGAAUGGAAAGCCUCUGUGGGAUGCCUGUGCCAACAUGAAGGUCUGGCUGUAUGAGACAACACCUUUGUUCACAGGGACCAUUGCGUCUUUCAACAUCAACACCAAUGCCUGGGUGGCCCGCUACAUCUUCAAGCGUCUGAAGUUCCUGGGUAACAAACUGCUGUCACAGGCACUGGCCCUGUUCUUCCUGGCCAUUUGGCAUGGGCUGCACUCUGGCUACCUGGUGUGCUUUCAAAUGGAGUUGCUUAUAGUCAUCGUUGAAAGACAGGUCAUAAACCUUGUUCGGGACAGUCCUCCCCUAAGCACUUUGGCCUCCAUCACUGCCUUGCAGCCCAUCUUUUAUGUGCUGCAGCAGGCUAACCACUGGAUGUUCAUGGGUUACUCUCUGGUGCCAUUUUGCCUUUUCACCUGGGACAAAUGGAUGAAGGUGUACAAGUCUAUUUAUUUCCUUGGCCAUGUGUUGUUCUUCACCUUAUUAUUGGUGUUGCCUUACAUUCGCAGAUUAAUUGUGCCACGAAAAGAGAAACUAAAGAAAGCAGAAUAACAGCCAAAAGGUAAGGCUGUACUAUGUGGAGAGAAUCCCACACUUGGACUAGGAGGUGAAGCGGGGCAGCAACGUGAAAGGCAAACAUAAAAACACCCAAAUCAAAUCCAGCACUUCUCUCUUUUUCAGAUUGUACCAUCCGUGCAUUUGUAGGAGUUGAUUUAACACUCCGGAAGCAAAGCAUCACCUGCCAAGUUUGCUGUGUUGAAGUAUGACUUUUUUCAACGCAAGGAGGGGGAAAGAGAAAGCCCAGGGUCAGAGACCCGAAAGGAGGGGGAAUGGAGUAAGCCUCCUUCCAGAUCCUCCACCUUCUGUAUGUUGCCUUAUUUC
Molecule: messenger RNA, 1761 nt
Organism: Charadrius vociferus (killdeer)
Lineage: Eukaryota; Metazoa; Chordata; Aves; Charadriiformes; Charadriidae
Gene: LPCAT3
Product: lysophosphatidylcholine acyltransferase 3
Exons: 12
Coding region: 1-1431 (476 amino acids)
Biological process (GO): phosphatidylcholine biosynthetic process; lipid modification
Cellular component (GO): membrane
Molecular function (GO): lysophospholipid acyltransferase activity; 1-acylglycerophosphocholine O-acyltransferase activity
Source: RefSeq, a predicted model, not a curated record